GUUGCAACACCAACAACAUCUGGUGCCACAACUAACACAGAGGUUGCCACAAGAAACAUGGAGUCUGCCCAAGUUACCACAAUGGCUACGACAGCUACCACAGCCUCUCCCAAAUCAAUCACAGAUGGUGAACCUUCAUCCACAUCUGCAGGCAUUACAACAACAGAGUUUGCCACAACAACCACAAAGUCUGCUUCAACAUACACAUCCUCACCAAAAACCACCAAAGAGGUUGUAAUGACAUCCACCUCUUCUGUGACAGCAAACAUAGGUGUUGAAACUACACAUGAAUUUGCCAGUACAAACACAGAGGCUGCCACAACAACUACUUCUGAUCCCACGUCAACGACAGUGGAAUCCGGAAUAACAUCCACAGGGUCUGAAACAUCAUCCGCAUCUGCUGCCACAACUACCACAACAACAACAUCCUCACCACAAACCACUAAUGAAGUUGUAAUGACAUCCACAUAUUCUACGACAGCAAACAGUGUUGUUGAAACUACAACUGAAACUGCCAGUACAAACACAGAGGUUGCCACAAUAACUAUUGCUGGUUCCACACCAACGACAAUACUAUCAGAAACAACAUCCACUGGCACAGAAAUAUCAUCCACAUCUGCAGCCACAUCUAACACAGAGGUUUCCACAAAAAACCCAGAGUCUGCCGCAUUGACCACAGUGGCUUCCACAGCAACCACAUUCUCACCAGAAAAAACCACACAAGCUGAAACUUCAUCCACAUUUGCUGCCACAACUGGCAAACAGUUUGCCACAACAAACACAGAGACUGCCCCAACAACCACAGAGGUGUCCCUAACUACCAAAGGGGUUGUAAUAUCAACCAUAUCUGGUUCCACAACUAACACAGAGGUUUCCACAAAAAACACAGAGUCUGCCGCAUUGACCACAGUGGCUUCCACAGCCACCACAUUCUCACCAGAAACAACCACACAAGCUGAAACUUUAUCCACAUUUGCUGCCACAGCUGGCAAACAGUUUUCCACAACAAACUCAGAGACUGUGCCAACAACCACAGAGGUUUCCACAACAACCAAAGGGGUUGUAAUAUCAACCGUAUCUGGUGCCUCAAAUAACACAGAGAUUGCCACAAGAAACAUGGAGUCUGCCCAAAUUACCACACUGGCUACGACAGCUACCACAGCCUCUCCCAAAUCAAUCACAGAUGCUGAACCUUCAUCCACAUCUGCAGGCAUUACAACAACAGAGUUUGCCACAACAACCACAAAGUCUGCUUCAACAUACACAUCCUCACCAAAAACCACCAAAGAGGUUGUAAUGACAUCCACCUCUUCUGUGACAGCAAACACAGGUGUUGAAACUACACAUGAAUUUGCCAGUACAAACACAGAUGCUGCCACAACAACUACUUCUGGUCCCACAUCAACGACAGUGGAAUCCGUAAUAACAUCCACAGGGUCUGAAACAUCAUCCGCAUCUGCUGCCACAACUACCACAAAGUCUGCCACAACAACAACAUCCUCACCACAAACCACUAAUGAAGUUGUAAUGACAUCCACAUAUUCUACGACAGCAAACAGUGUUGUUGAAACUACAACUGAAACUGCCAGUACAAACACAGAGGUUGCCACAUUAACUAUUGCUGGUUCCACACCAACGACAAUACUAUCAGAAACAACAUCCACUGGCACAGAAAUUUCAUCCACAUCUGCAGCCACAUCUAACACAGAGGUUUCCACAAAAAACCCAGAGUCUGCCGCAUUGACCACAGUGGCUUCCACAGCAACCACAUUCUCACCAGAAACAACCACACAAGAUGAAACUUCAUCCACAUUUGCUGCCACAACUGGCAAACAAUUUGCCACAACAAACACAGAGACUGCCCCAACAACCACAGAGGUGUCCCUAACAACCAAAGGGGUUGUAAUAUCAACCAUAUCUGGUUCCACAACUAACACAGAGGUUUCCACAAAAAACACAGAGUCUGCCGCAUUGACCACAGUUGCUUCUACUGCCACCACAUUCUCACCAGAAACAACCACACAAGCUGAAACUUCAUCCACAUUUGCUGCCACAGCUGGGAAACAGUUUUCCAUAACAAACUCAGAGACUGUGCCAACAACCACAGAGGUGUCCACAACAACCAAAGGGGUUGUAAUAUCAACCAUAUCUGGUGCCUCAACUAACACAGAGGUUGCCACAAGAAACAUGGAGUUUGCCCAAAUUACCACACUGGCUACGACAGCUACCACACCCUCGCCAAAACCAAACACAAAAGCAGCUCAUGCAUACACAUCUGAAUCCACAACUAUUACAGAAGUUUCCACAAAAAACACAGAGUCUGCCUCAACAACAACAUCGUCACCACAAACCACUAAAGAUGUUGUAAUGACAUCCCCCUCUUCUACGACAUCAAACACAGCUGCUGAAACCACAUCUGAAUCUGCCAGUUCAAACUUAGACACUGCCACAAGAACUAUUGCUGUUUCCACACCAAAGACAAUACUAUCAGAAACAACAUCCACAGGGUCUGAAACAUCAACCGCAUCUGCUGCCACAAUUAACACAGAGCAUGUCCGAACAUCCACAAAGUCUGUCACAGCGGCCAAUAUAUCGUUGAGGGACUAG
Messenger RNA from Esox lucius (northern pike), 2607 nucleotides. Its product is annotated as mucin-5AC-like. Lineage: Eukaryota; Metazoa; Chordata; Actinopteri; Esociformes; Esocidae. The coding region runs from base 58 to 2607 and encodes 849 amino acids. The record is from RefSeq and is a predicted model, not a curated record. The transcript has 2 exons.